UAGUGGCGUGGGGGGAACACAUCGUAUGUGCCUGAUCUUGAUUUAAGACUUUAGAGGUUCUGGUUUCAGAGGUUUAUUAUCACGAGUUCUGGCCGCCGGUGUAGUCGCGACGCUGUCAUUUCUGCUAUCGCGGCAGGGUACUUAAUCGAUAGCCGAACUCGCUGGUGUUGUGUACGGCCCGCCUCGCGAGCUAAAGCUGUUGCUCUUAUUUCAGUUAUUAACAGACGCCGUUGCGCUCUUAUUUCAGUUAUUAAUAGCCGGUAAACCGGGCCUUCCGUAGCAGAGCGAGGGACCGAGCUGAUCUCCGCAUCGAGAAGGAAAAAGAAAACGGAACUGUUGUAACGCCAGUAACGUCUUCACUGAGGCGAGCUAACCUGGCUAACCUGACUAACCCUAGCACUACGCAGGACUUCUUCUUGGCUCCGGGGAGGGCGCCUCUUUUACUGACCUGUAAUGUUUCAAGUUAAUUUUCCACAAAGCUGAGCUAAGUGCUGCGUUGCGAGGACAUUAACUAGGCUAGCUGGCUGGCUAACUGGUUAGCUUCGCCUGCCUCGCCUCAGAAGCCUGCGUUGGCGCGCUUCACCUGGGAUUCAAAAAUUAAAACUCAGUCGCGCAGAUGAAAGUGUGUCUGCAGGACAGCUAACCGACUGGCUGUAGGUCUGCAGGACAGCUAACCGACUGGCUGUAGGUCUGCAGGACAGCUAACCGACUGGCUGUAGGUCUGCAGGACAGCUAACCGACUGGCUGUAGGUCUGCAGGACAGCUAACCGACUGGCUGUAGGUCUGCAGGACAGCUAACCGACUGGCUGUAGGUCUGCAGGACAGCUAACCGACUGGCUGUAGGUCUGCAGGACAGCUAACCGACUGGCUGUAGGUCUGCAGGACAGCUAACCGACUGGCUGUAGGUCUGCAGGACAGCUAACUAGUUAAUCGACUCGGUUCACGUAUCAUGUCCUAGCCGGUUGUGGAGAUCGGGGUGUCAAACUCCCGUUCUGUUUUUCGAGAGGAGGUUAAAGAUUUACGUGGAGUUUGAGCAACGCCGCCUUACUGGAGCGUCUUCACUCCCCGAUUAAAUGAUGAACUGGUGAUAAAGGAGCGGGAUGCGGAUACCCGUGCUGAUCAGCGCCGUUAACCGAAGAAUUAUGAAGCUGCUCGUGGCGCUCGCGCUAAUCGCAUACAUUGUCUCUGUCUGGGGAACCUACACUAAUAUGAGGUCCAUCCAGGAGCAUGGAGAGAUGAAAAUCGAGCAGAGGAUAGAGGAGGCUGUGGCGCCGCUGAGGGUGAAGAUUCGGGAUCUGGAGCUGAGUCUGACUCAAAAGUACCCGCCUGUGAAGUUCCUGUCUGAGAAAGAUCGGAAGAGAAUCUUGAUCACCGGAGGUGCUGGCUUCGUGGGCUCCCACCUGACCGAUAAACUGAUGAUGGACGGCCACGAGGUCACUGUGGUUGACAACUUCUUCACUGGCCGCAAACGCAACGUGGAGCACUGGAUUGGCCACGAGAACUUUGAGCUCAUCAACCACGAUGUGGUGGAACCGCUCUACAUAGAAGUGGACCAGAUCUAUCACUUGGCCUCUCCUGCAUCUCCACCUAAUUACAUGUACAAUCCCAUCAAAACCCUGAAGACCAACACUAUUGGCACCCUGAACAUGCUGGGUCUGGCCAAGCGAGUGGGUGCACGGCUGCUUCUGGCAUCUACGUCGGAGGUGUAUGGAGACCCGGAGGUGCAUCCUCAGAAUGAAGACUACUGGGGCCACGUGAACCCCAUCGGCCCGAGGGCUUGCUAUGACGAAGGCAAGCGCGUGGCCGAGACCAUGUGUUACGCCUACAUGAAACAGGAGGGGGUGGAGGUGCGAGUGGCGCGGAUCUUCAACACGUUCGGGUCCCGCAUGCACAUGAAUGACGGCCGCGUGGUCAGCAACUUCAUCCUGCAGGCGCUCCAGGGCGAGCCGCUCACGGUGUAUGGCACAGGAUCUCAGACCAGAGCGUUCCAGUAUGUGAGUGAUCUGGUGAACGGCCUCGUGGCCCUGAUGAACAGUAAUAUCAGCAGUCCUGUCAACCUGGGAAACCCUGAGGAACACACCAUAUUGGAAUUUGCUCAAAUGAUUAAAAGUCUUGUUGUGAGCCGCAGCCACAUCCAGUUUCUGCCAGAGGCCCAGGAUGACCCCCAGAGACGCAGGCCAGACAUCCGAAAGGCCAAGAUGCUUCUGGGCUGGGAGCCUGUGGUGCCGUUGGAGGAGGGGCUGAACAAAACCAUCCAGUACUUCAGUAAGGAACUGGAGCACCAGGCCAAUAAUCAGUAUAUUCCCAAACCCAAAGCCGCCCGCAUGAAGAAGAGCCGACCGAGGCACAACUAAAGAACGGGGCUUCUCAGGGAUGCUGGGAUACUGGAGGUCUCUAGGCCUCCGUCAGCCAUUGUACACAAGGGGUCAUUUUCCCUUAAAAAAAUUGAACAUUUUCUUGAGUGGGUUUUUUUUUGUUUGUUUGUUUUUUGUCUGGUUUUUUGUUUUUUGUUUUUUGUUUUUUUUUAAAGCAGCUGUAGUUGAGAACUGUCACGCUUGCUUUUCAGACGUUCCUCAGAAACGACAGGACUGAGCCUCUCCCAGAAACCUCGCCACGCACUUUGGUUUCCUCACACAUUUGUUAUUUCAGAGAAAGCUGAAACCUUCGCAUUGUUUUUUGUAUUUCCAGGCCGCGCAGUUUUGAGUGCGAUAACUCACUGACACUAUGCUGACUGAUGUAUGUUUUUGAACAGGCACCUCUUUGCAGUGAUUUAUUACGGACGCUAGUUAUUUCUUGUUUUAUCAUGAUCGUGCUGCACAGUAGAGACCACCUCAUUAGCUCAUGGUCUGGAACAUACCGAGAAAAGAGGAUGGAACUAUGGGAAAUGCUUACUUGCUUUGUUGUAGUGUGAUACUGGGCAAAAGGUAGUGAUAGCAUUAUACAUCACAUACAUCUCAGAAUCUUUUACAGAUUUUGUGGGGGAAAGCUAUUUUAAUAAAAAUAUUUACAUUGA
Messenger RNA from Electrophorus electricus (electric eel), 3013 nucleotides. RefSeq names its product UDP-glucuronate decarboxylase 1 (gene uxs1). The record is from RefSeq and is a predicted model, not a curated record. NCBI's taxonomy places the organism in Eukaryota, Metazoa, Chordata, Actinopteri, Gymnotiformes, Gymnotidae. Gene Ontology annotation, biological process: D-xylose metabolic process. Gene Ontology annotation, cellular component: cytoplasm. Gene Ontology annotation, molecular function: UDP-glucuronate decarboxylase activity; NAD+ binding.